AUGGUGCUCUCCUCCGUCGCGCGUCUGUCGACGCGCUCGCUGCGCUGCUCGCGCGCCCUGGCGGCGCGUUCGCUGGCCACCGCAGCGGCCCCGUUCGACCCGCAGGUGCCGCACUACGACGUGGUGGUCGUGGGCGGCGGCCUCGUGGGCUCCGCGCUGGCCUGCCAGCUCAAGAGCAACCCGGUGUUCAAGGGCAAGAGCGUGGCGGUCAUUGAGCCGUCGGAGGCCCCCGUCGCGCCGUCCGUGGAGGAGGAUUCGGUGGACCUGCGCGUGUUCACCAUCACGCCCGCCAGCCAGAAGCUGCUGGAGAGCUGCGGCGCCUGGGACCUCGUGUCCGACGGCCACCGCUCCGUGUUCAAGGACAUGCAGGCGUGGGACGCCAUGGGCGACGGCUUCAUCCGCUUCGACGCCAAGAAGGCCGGCAAGGACGUGCUCGGCCACGUGCUGGAGCACCGCGUGCUGGUGCGCGCGCUGCACGACCGCAUGAACGCGCUGACCGCCAUCGAGGACGACAGCGCGCCGCUCAAGCUCUACUGCCCGUCCAAGGUCAAGCACUUCCAGCGCCCCACGUCCGUCUCGGGCAUCUCGGAGAUCGGCCUGGAGGACGGCCAGCGCAUGAAGGCCGACCUCGUGGUGGCCGCCGACGGCGGCAACUCCAUCAUCCGCACGCUCUCGGCGCUCGGCACGUGGGGCUGGGACUACGACCAGCAGGCCGUCGUGGCCACCGUCAAGACCGACCGCGUGAACGAGACGGCCUGGCAGCGCUUCUACCCCACGGGCCCCGUGGCGCUGCUGCCCAUGCGCGACGGCUACUCGUCGGUGGUCUGGUCGUGCUCGGCCGACAUGGCCAAGGAGCUCACGGCGCUCAGCCCCGAGGAGUUUGUGGCGCGUCUCAACGACGCCUACUCCGCCCCGUCGACGACGCCCGUCCCGCCCGAGUUCCCGGGUCUCCCGGUGCUCUCGGACCUGGUCAAGGGCGUGCACCACGCCGCCAGCACCAUCAUGUCGGCCGCUGCCCUCUCGGACCCGUUCGUCGCCCCUCCCAAGGCCGUGGCCACGGUCGGCCACCGCUUCGCCUUCCCGCUCAAGCUGAAGCACGCUACCAAGUACAUCAAGCCGGGUCUCGCUCUGGUGGGCGACUCCGCGCACACGAUCCACCCGCUGGCUGGCCAGGGCCUGAACCUUGGCCUGGGCGACGUUCAGGCGUUGAGCGAUCUGCUCGUUGAGGGCGUCAAGAGCGGCGAGAACCUCUCGAGCGAGUACUUCCUCCAGCAGUACGAGGACGAGCGUAUGAAGGCCAACAUCACCAUGCAGUUGGCCAUGGACGGCUUCAAGCGAAUGUUCGGCCCCACGCCCGACGCCGUGUCUGUGGCACGCAACGUUGGCAUGGGCUCGCUCAACGCCGUGGAGCCGCUCAAGAACCAGAUCAUGAAGUACGCCAUGGGCUUGUAG
This is a messenger RNA of Phytophthora sojae, 1452 nucleotides long. Its product is annotated as monooxygenase. Gene Ontology annotation, biological process: ubiquinone biosynthetic process. The transcript has a single exon. Gene Ontology annotation, molecular function: FAD binding; oxidoreductase activity, acting on paired donors, with incorporation or reduction of molecular oxygen, NAD(P)H as one donor, and incorporation of one atom of oxygen; 2-octaprenyl-6-methoxyphenol hydroxylase activity. Bases 1 to 1452 code for a protein of 483 amino acids. The record is from RefSeq and is a predicted model, not a curated record. Lineage: Eukaryota; Oomycota; Peronosporomycetes; Peronosporales; Peronosporaceae. Gene Ontology annotation, cellular component: mitochondrion.